UUUUUCGUCCGAAGCGCCGUGCUUUCAUCCACUUCUAGGGUUUUUUCCUUCUUCAAAAUAUCCUCCCAAUCUCACCAUUUGAUCUCUCUCUCUCUCUCUCUCUCUCUCUCUCUCAGCGAGUUCUUAUCAAUGGAUGAAUCGGGAUCAGGCAAGGAUGUGAAAGCACCUAACUUAUUUGAGAGAAUAAAGGAAGAGUUUGAAGCAAUCACUCACAAGGAAAAGACCCAUCACAAGGAAACUCAUGGAAAGAGCAACGCCAUUGAUGAAGACACACCGAUCGACAAAGUGAAAGGCCCUAGUGUUUUCGAACGAGCAAAGGAAGAAGUUGAGGCUCUUAUCGAAACUGUACAUCCAAAAAAAGUGCCGGAUCAUAAAUCACACCCCGAGAAAGAUACAGGUUGCUUGCCAUCUCUUGGGAAAACGUUUGAGAACAUUUGCUCGCCUUCAAAUGAAAAGAAAGACUAAGCCUGCAGACUUCCGCAGAUAUGUCUGUUUGAUAUCUCCAAAAUGUAUUCUUGUGGUCUCUUUGAUGACCAUUUAACUUAAUUAUGAACAAUAGUUAUGUAUCCGUGCGCAUCUGCUCUUGCUAAAUUCAGAAUUUUCACUUUGAGGAGUUGGUACAUCUUUUUCCAGUAUUUGUUACACAUGAUCGUUAUGAAUUUAAGUCUGGUUGUCAUCAUCAUCAUA
This is a messenger RNA of Asparagus officinalis (garden asparagus), 687 nucleotides long. RefSeq lists its product as uncharacterized. NCBI's taxonomy places the organism in Eukaryota, Viridiplantae, Streptophyta, Magnoliopsida, Asparagales, Asparagaceae. The coding region runs from base 130 to 465 and encodes 111 amino acids. The transcript is spliced from 2 exons. The record is from RefSeq and is a predicted model, not a curated record.